CAUUGGUGAGUACUGGGUUCUUUGUUAGUCAUAACACCCGUUAGCCGGUGGAAAGUCAAUUGUUAACCACGGUGUAGGAUAUGGAUGGUUUCGCUAGGGAACAUUCGUUGUAUUGUUACGAAAUUGCAUCAACUUACGACCCGGGUCUCUCAUAUGCCUAUCCUACGCCGGGUUCUCUGUUGCCUCUGUCUUCAGCAAAUGGAUACGUAGAAAAUGGAAGUGACAUCUCAGGAUACCUGGAGCCUCCCACCCCGACGCAAGCAGCAGCUUCAGUACACUGGGCCCCCUCAUUGGUACCGACGUAUACUGGCGAGCUGUCAACAGUUAUCCCAUCCCCUCAAACACUAGAUACUGAGCUCGUCAACGCCAGUGACUGCUUUGCAUCAACUCAUUCAUCUCAGGAACCAGAUGCAUCUGAGAUACCUGAAACUCUUGAGAGCAGUAUUUCCAGCAUCGUCGACGAUUCUACUCAGCAAUUCCCAGCUUAUCAGUCGCCGGCUUAUAGCUCUGAUCCGGUGUCUCUGGAAGAAGGUUAUGCAGCGUAUGAGAACGACAGUCUAAGGUAUCGGGAGUCAACUUACCUUACCCAGAACAUCCGCUACGACGGGUCAGCCAGUAGCAGCGUUCUUCGCGGUGCUUACCCUAGCAAUUCCGGCUAUCUAGGUGAUAGCACUGGCACAGACUUUACCCCAGAUGCUUAUUAUCCUUGUUCCACUUAUGCUAGCGGGGAUAUUGCUGACUAUCUUCCUGGUGCCAAUACUCAUCCUAUUGCAUCUAGCUACCCCAGCGUUGAAAACAGUCCGACCAAUACUGGAGCUUACCCUGCGCAGAUAGAGGUUUCACUGGCAGACCAGGCUCCAGUAUCGGUGCACACCACGUCGCCACCAUACCGGUGCGACGAAUGUAAUACAAAUUUCCGCAGCCUUGGGGAAAUGAAAAGGCACCUCAAGACGGUUAAAGCCCACAAGAACGAGACAACCCCGAACUACCACUGCUUCUGCAAUAAAACUGAUACCCGCAAAACAAAUCACCAACGUCAUGUCAGAAAAUGUCGCCGGCCCCAUGUCACUCAAUUCAUUUGCAUAUGUGGCAGGCUGUCCAGUCACCAAGAUGAUCAUGUGGCGCAUAUCAAGGGUUGCAACCCGAAGCGCCAACGUCGACAAUUCAUUGCUUCUUAGGUGGAAACAUGGGCCCAGACUUUGUCGAAGCGAUUUCGCGACCUCAUGAUUUGGUAAUUUCGUCUUGAUCUUUUUCUUUUGUCUGCUUUUUGGUCGAUUUCGCAACUAGUUAGGCCGCGUUAGCGGCACCUCGCAGAGGGGCAGUGCUAAUAAGUCUCCCCUACCAUUCCG
Molecule: messenger RNA, 1349 nt
Organism: Xylaria bambusicola
Lineage: Eukaryota; Fungi; Ascomycota; Sordariomycetes; Xylariales; Xylariaceae
Exons: 1
Coding region: 81-1178 (365 amino acids)
Source: RefSeq, a predicted model, not a curated record